CGUAACUAAAGUCGACUCUCAGCGCGAAUCCUUUAAGCUUUCUUCAGAGCUCUCUCUCUCUCUCUCUCUCUCUCUCUCUCUCUCUCUCUCGUCUUCGACGAAGCUCCGUCCCAAUUUACAGGCGAGGAGAAUCGAUCAAUGGGAGAGACGGGGAAGCGGCAUCGUUCGCAGAGGGACCGUGAUUACGAUGGCGGGAACAAUAAUCAGAAGAGGCGUGUCAAUGACAGAGAGGACCGGGGUGGCGGGGGCGGCGGUGGAGGAGGAGGCGAUGAGGUGGUGGUGUACAGGAUUCUAUGCCCGGUUGGGGUUAUUGGGAGUGUGAUAGGGAAGAGUGGGAAAGUGAUCAAUUCGAUUAGGCAGGAUAGUAGGGCUAAGGUGAAGGUUGUGGAUCCAUUUCCGGGGGCGAAAGAUAGGGUUAUAACUAUUUAUAGCUAUGUUAGGGAGAAGGAGGAGGUUGAUGUUGAUGGGGAGUUCAGUAGCGACAGAGCGCCCUUGUGUGCUGCACAGGAUGCUCUAUUUAAGGUGCAUUCGGCGAUUUCCAACGCGUUGGCUGCUGCUGGGGAGUCGGAUAAGAGGGGGAGGGAUAAGGAAGAGUGUCAGAUUCUUGUCCCAGCUAGCCAGUGUGCUAAUGUGAUAGGGAAGGCUGGGUCGACGAUUAAGAAACUGAGGAGUAGGACGAGGACGAAUAUUAAGGUCACUACAAAAGAUGCCUCUGAUCCAACACAUUCGUGUGCGAUGAACUUUGACAACUUUGUCGUGAUAACUGGAGAAUCAGAAGCAGUGAAAAAAGCAUUAUUUGCAGUUUCUGCUAUCAUAUACAAGUUCCCUGCACGAGAAGAGAUUUAUCUUGAUACGACAGUACCAGAGGCCCAUCCAAACAUAAUAAUUCCAUCAGAUAUGUCAAUCUAUCAACAGGGUGGAUUAUAUAAUCCUGCAGAUCCUCUUAUUCCUUCUAGAUCACUGCCCCCACUCCUAAAUGCUACACAUGUUCCAGAGCUUCAGGGUUAUGCAGAUACAGGGAACGCGUGGCCCCUAUAUUCAUCUGCUCUUCCUUUAGUAUCUGGAUUCGGUGUGGCAUCACGGUCUGAGGACUUAGUUGUGAGAGUACUAUGCCCUUCUGACAAGAUUGGUCGUGUUAUUGGAAAGGGUGGGUGUACAAUUAAAAGCAUAAGGCAGACAAGUGGUGCUCGAGUUGAGGUUGAUGAUACCAAGGAUGAUCGGGAUGAGUGCAUGAUCACUGUUACUUCUACAGAGUCACUGGAUGAUCAGAAGUCCAUGGCAGUUGAAGCUGUUCUAUUGCUGCAAGGGAAGAUAAAUGACGAAGAUGUUGACAAUGUUUCUAUACGGCUUCUUGUUCCAUCUAAAGUUAUUGGUUGUCUAAUUGGAAAAAAUGGUUCAAUUAUAAAUGAAAUUCGGAAGAGAACAAACGCCAACAUCUGCAUUUCGAAAGCUGAUAAGCCUAAAUGUGCUGACACUAAUGACGAAAUUGUUGAGGUAGCAGGAGAUCCUACUAGUUUGAGAGAUGCACUUAUUCAGAUUGUUCUAAGGCUUCGAGACGAUGUCUUGAAAGAUAGAGAUGGUGGUCAUAACCUCGCUGUUGGUCCUGAGUCUCUAUUUCCGGGUAGCACUGGUCUCUCUUUGCCAUCUGUCCUGCCUUCUGUCCCCCAGAUUGCACCCUUAGGUUAUGAUCAGAGGGCUGAAAGUGGCUUGGGCAUGCUUUCUUCCAGUGGCCUCUUUGGAUAUGGGUCUCUGCCGAUGAGGGAAGAUGGCUACGGAUCAGUGUCUUCAUAUUCGUCCAAGUUAUAUGGAGGGUUGCCACCCCCUUCAACACUUGAGAUGCUCAUUCCUGCUAAUGCAGCGGGUAAGGUGAUUGGCAAAGGAGGGGCAAAUAUGGCUAACAUUCGGAAGAUAUCAGGAGCAAUGAUAGAGAUUCCCGAGUCCAAAUCUUCCCGGGGUGAUCGUAUUGCUCAUAUAUCUGGUACAGCCGAACAGAAGCGAACAGCAGAGAACUUGAUCCAGGCAUUUAUAAUGGCCACCUAAGUUUUCAGGUGCACCUUGCCAGUUUAAAGGUGAAAAGUAAGAAUCUUGGAAUUUUCUAAUAUGUUUCCCGUCCUUAGACCUUUUUAGGUUUGGUUCUGGAGAAGGCUUCUUUUCUGAACUUAUCUGACAUGGUUCUUCCUGUUCUUUCGCUCAAUUGGGUAUCAAGACUUCUAGAGGCCCCGCAAGGUUCAUGCCUUCCAUCUUUGUCGCCAAAUCUAUUCUUAAUCUAUAAUGUUAGGUUCUAUCUUUCCAGUCGUAUCUCUUCAGUUGUCUUGUCUUUCACAAAGAUAGAGUUCAUCUUAUUUCAGUGUCGUGCUCUAUAAUUUUAUUUUCAUGCCAGAAAUUUAUUCAAUGAUGACAAUAAUUGUCAAUCUUAUAAUAAAUGUAUUUGAUUUCCUUGGCCAUUCAACUCUUUCUCUUGGCUUCUUGCUAGAAGCAUCUUCUCAAUCACUUCGAGUGAAAUUCUCUUGGUAAUUCCAUGUGCUUCUGUAUUUACAUGCACAUCACAGCUUAACCGGAGAGGACUCACUCUUCAAAUAAAGUAUCUACAGCAAAUCUUUUGCAUCUUUAUUCUCUACCUUCCGUGUUCAUCUUGGGCAUGUGAAACAUCAUUGCAAAACCAAAUCUUUGAAUAUCUAUUAUUACCCUAGAUGAUUUCUGUGCUCUUAUCUGCCGUUCUUAACCACAACAUUCGCUGUGCACUUUGAGGAGACUAUUGUAUAGGGAUAUCAUGGACGUGCUCCUGAAUACUCUUCUUUGGCGAUAAAACUUCUUAUUAACCAUAUCUUUCAAUCGUGUGGCUUUGUUGUGUCCUCUAGAUGAUGAGGACUUUGAGUAGCCAUCUAUAUUUUAAUCCAUGAUUGAGCCACUGUGAUCCCAGAACAGCUUAGCUCCUACUCAACUACGCUUGAUGUUCAAUAUUAUCGAUAUUGAAUUUUGAGAGACCAUUACAUCGAUGACAAUAGAACCUUCAUUCGAUCAAGCUAUUUGAUCUUGAAUUGAACUGCUUGAAUAUUUUUGAUCUUUUUCUGGUUGUCAGCUUGGUUAUCAUAUUGUCGUCUGCAAAUUCUUAUUGCUGUUAACAAUGAUUAUUCGUUAGAAGCAACAUCUACUGGAUGGCGUGUAUUAGUUGCUUCCAUAUAGAGGUGUUGCCCAGGAAUAUAGAUAUUCAGAUAGGUUCCUUUACAUGAGCUUAGAGAAUAUGCAUCAAGAAAGGUCACUUGAAACCAAUGCCUUUCCCUUCAUAUCAAUGACGAUGACAAAAUCACGUGAUUUUGUUUUGUUUAGGUACUUUUGGUACUUUGAAAUAGUGUGUUAGCGACUAAAUGACAUGUGAACACGCCAUUGAAAUUCUCUCUUUCCUUCAACGAGUUGCUCAUGGUAUGGCUUCAUUAUGAUCACAGCUAUAAGCUUGUAGAGGUGUGUACCAAGUACUGUCUUUUCUAGAGUUUACUUCAGCGUGAUUUCUGUCUAAGAGUUCGUUGCGUCUCACUUUCUCUUCAGUCGUGCUACUGUCUUAAGAUAAUCAAAAUAUUUUUGUGAAGUCUAGAUUUUUGGUAGGUAUAGUUCAAAACUGUUUGAAGAAAUCUGGGUGUUUCCCUGCUAAUGAGGGGUUAUGUUGCGUCUGUGGUAUACAAUAGUGUGGCCGCAUUGUACUGUCUAUUGAUUGCUUGGUUCCAAAAAUGAAUUGUGGUGCUUUGACAUGGUAACCAUUGGAACGUUUGUAUUCUAUCAUUUGGGAAUAGAAAGGGCAGCAGGACAGGUUUUGGAAGGGUAUGCGAAAAUGUGUUGAUCACUGAGCAACUUUUUUUUUCCUGUAUUGUAAACAAUCUUGUGAGUUUAUUAGUUAAUAAGCGGUCUAUAAAGCAUACAUGGCAACAUGACCAGUGCUUGUUGAUGCUUGAUUAUGAAAUAUUGAUUGUUGAUAUAUGGAAAUGGUAUGUUGCUCUGAA
Argentina anserina (silverweed cinquefoil) is the source of this 3992-nucleotide messenger RNA. RefSeq names its product KH domain-containing protein At4g18375. Gene Ontology annotation, molecular function: mRNA binding. The record is from RefSeq and is a predicted model, not a curated record. Bases 139 to 2040 code for a protein of 633 amino acids. The transcript is spliced from 8 exons. Lineage: Eukaryota; Viridiplantae; Streptophyta; Magnoliopsida; Rosales; Rosaceae. Gene Ontology annotation, biological process: regulation of gene expression. Gene Ontology annotation, cellular component: nucleus; cytoplasm.